Messenger RNA from Xyrichtys novacula (pearly razorfish), 7500 nucleotides. NCBI's taxonomy places the organism in Eukaryota, Metazoa, Chordata, Actinopteri, Labriformes, Labridae. The record is from the annotation of a GenBank genome assembly.
AAUCAUUCUAUACCACUGAGGAAAUGAGAUCAGCCCGUCUCCCUUCACUUCGAGAUUUUUUCAAACAUUAACGGAAAACUGGUUUUCCUUAACGAAUUAGUAAACUUUGCAAAUGCUCACUUUGACAUUUCACUGCUUAUAAUGUCAAGAAAAUUGCAGAGCAAUGAAAUAAGUGUACACCAUGCGAAGGAGGAAGGUGUCGUCUGAGUGGCUGUAGUAAGUAAGCAGUCUGUUAGCUACAAAGCUAGGCUAGUGAAGCACGAGAUAUUUCCCCCCUCCUUUUUAUUCAGUUUACUGAAAUAUUGACAAAUAUGUAGAAAUCAAACGCAAGGCUUUGUGCUCGUUUUAAGUGUUGAAUAUUAACUUAGCCCGUGCAUUGUACACUGGAGUAUUCGUAUUUGCUUGGUGGUGGAUGUGGGCUUGACCUAAAGGCAGUUGAGAUGCAAAUCAUAAUGUGAAUUUGAAAGGUGGGUUUGAUACUUAAUGUUUACUUAUUAGAUACUGGAGAUAACAGCAGCACAUGUGCAUGGUCCUCCUCCUCUCCACCCUUAGAGUCCAUCUGUAUUUUCUCCUCUCUAAACCAGUCUUUUAACUCUUUAAAAGCCCUGACCAUAUUGCAGAUUUUGAUCUCUAUGUGACUGUUUUCUUUAAUUUGGUUGAAGUCUGUCACUUUGCUGCCCCUUGUGGAUUCUGACACCUUGUGCUGUCAUAACACUUUUCGUCUACUUUCCUCCAUCGACAUUAAAAGUUUUGUGCUCCCCAUAUAAACUCUAAGAAAUGUUUAAAAAUAGACUUCACUUUGUUUUACCAGAGUAAUGGUUUUGUCAACAUGACGAGAUAAACUCACUACAGUGUACUAGAUGUGCCAUGACCUCCUAAUUGAUUUGAUUUGUGUGUGUGAUCAGGCUUAUUCUCAGCAUGACCUUCGCUUUGAAGAAAUAAUAACUUGUUAAGGGGUUUUGACCAAUCAGAAACCAGUAUUUGACACGGUUGAGUGAUAAGCCUUGUUCUUAGGAAGUUGCGGUAAUAUGACCAGAGAAACAGUCUGUACACAGAUAUGUGCGUGUUUUCAUACUGUCAUGUUACUGACUUUUCAGAGGGUCCUGACUUCACAGAGGAGGGAAACUAACUGAAGCAUGGAUCCACUUCUCUGGGACGCCAUUCAAAGCCUGCGGAGCGGGAGAAACCUACAAAGUGGUCUCAACAGCAGCAAAAACGAGACUUCAGAAACAAAUGAUAACCAGAACUCCUCUUGUGAGUUCUCUAGAUACACAGUUGACAGACCUCAAAGCAGUGCUGAAGUAAGUGAAAGGUGGGAGGGACCCAGUUCUACAUCAUAUGACUUUUCUGACAAAGAAUCAGAAGCUGAGGACCCAGAUGGAGAACCACUGGUUGUGGAAGAAUUGGAUCCAGAGCUGGCAAGAAAGUGCAAAGAACUUAGAGAAAUAGAGGAGCGGAUAAAACAAAAGAAAGUUUUUAUAGCUCUGAAAAAAGUUGUGAAGACGUCCACUCUAGCCUCUACCACAAAUGGAGAAUUAGACGGAUGCGGAAGUCCAACUCUUAAAGACAGGGUGAAUGCAAUUUUGCAGCAACGACAUUCAUUUGUUGCUCUGCUAAAGGUGAGCAAUUGAUAUCUGACAAUUGGGCAUCUAGACGAUAAGCUGAAGUUAAAAUUGGAAAGUUCAGAUCGUGCACCAUAUUCUUUACUGCCUUCACUUUUGCCUUUCAGAACCACUCACCUCAAGAGAGGCUUAAGUCAUCCAGUCUGAGCAAGCAGCAGGACGACCAUCCCUUGAAGCUCAGAGUGAAGGCACUGUUGAGGCAGAAAAUGGAUGAUCCCUUCGUUUUUUCAGCAUACAGAGAGGUUUGUGUUAUAUUUUUCCUUAUUUUGUGUUUGUAUUCCAAAAUUUUUGUAUUCUGCAACUGUGUUUUUUGUGCAGGCCCUCUGGAUUUUGAAAUGUCAGCAUACACUUAUUGGGGGGUACACACUAUCCAAAAUUGUCAUAAAUAUAACAUGGACAAUUACGUAUCCGUUGUCACUUAUCUGACCUGACACCUACUCUCCUGUCAGCAGUUCCAAACACAAACAUUAUAGAAUAAUUUCUAAUACAGAAAUUGUCAGUCAUGUUGCCAGUGGUCUUGUUUGCUUUUGCAGCUCAUUGACUGGCAUCUGUUUUCCUACUGGUGAAAAACUCCUCACAUGGCUUUAGACUGUGAAAUACCAAGUCUUCGCUUGGUAGAAGGAAGGAAGUAAAAGAAACACUCAAAGAUUUGAUGCUCUUUACAGACAGUUGUAGUAUAGACUCUAGCAGACUUUAUUAUAUUAAAAACUGUGUUAUUUAUAUAGCCCCUUUGAAAUCAAGGGUUUACAAAGCAGAGUCAGAAACAAUAGAAAGGGACAAAGAAUAUCAAAUGAUAUUAAUUUAAAGAUAAAAACAACUGAUGGCAUAAAAGGUAAUAAAAAAAAAACAAAGCAACAAAAACAGUAUUAAUAAGAGGACAGCAUCACCUAAAAGCAACUUCAUAAAAGUGGGUUGCAUGGAUAUAUGUCUAUACAUAUCUAUCUAUCAUAUUUAAGAUUCCUCAAAGUAGCCACCCUUUGCUUUUUUGAUAGCGCUGCAAACUGCAAACUGAAAUGGUACAAAAAAGUACAAAAUUCCACGUGUUUAUUCAUAGUUUUGAUGCCUUCAGUGACAAUCUACAAUUUAAAUAGUUAUGAGAAUAAAGAAAAUGCAUUGAAUGAGAAGGCGUGGCCACACUUUUGGCCUGUACUGUAUACAUAUAUAAAUUAAAAAAAAAAAAAAAAAAAAAAAAAAAAUAUAUAUAUAUAUAUAUAUAUAUAUAUAUAUAAAAUGCAUGAUACCCCUCUUUAAAAUCAAUUCUAAAACUAACAGGAAGCCAGUGUGUGGAGGCUAAAAUGGAAGUGAUGUGAUAUUGUCUGUUAAAACUAGUGAGAACCCUAGCUGCUGCACUAGCUGGACACAUGAGAGUGUUAUCGAAUAAAUUCCAGUGAGGAGUGAGUUGCAGUAGUAAAAUCUGGAGAAGAUGAGUAUUUGUAUUUUUCAAGGUCCAAGUGAGAGAGAAUAGGUUUUAUCUUGGAGAUGGUUGGUAAGUUCGUGAAACAGGACUUUACAACUUUUUUAUGAGCAAGUCAAAGGACAGAUUCAGUCAAAUAUGACUCCCGAGUUUCUUACUCAAGGUUUGAUGUUGAACAAUAUUAUUUUUGAUUUUAAGGGAUUUAUUUGAAGAAAAUUCUGAGCCAUCCAAGAGUUUACAUUUGGUAUAAACACUAAACAAGGUUCUACAUAUUUUUUUUUUAUUCCCCCAGAUCCCUGAAAUCACUCCACCUCCUCCAGCUCAAAGAGAAACAGUUCAGGAAGCAAACAAUAUCGACCUAGGUUUCCAGCGCUUCCUCAGUGUGCUCAAUAAAGGAGUGGAUAUCAACAUACUCAGUAAGAUUGUCAAUUCUGAUGGUGAGGAUCCUCAUGUAAGUGACAAGGUCCCUGACAUUCAGCACCCUGCUUCGAAGGGGAAGGUAGAUCCACCUUUCAGAAGUGUGAGUCAGGGAGUAGAUACACCUGCCAGGAGCAAGAGCCAAAGGUCAAAUAGUGGAGCCUCUCUGUCAUGCCACAGUCACACCAGCAGUGUAGAGAGGAAGACAAGUCCACACAGCCGAGAGAGAUCCCUCAGUGAGAGAUUCUCCCUCCCUGAUGACAUGAAGGAGAGGAAGGACAGAGGGGACCGCUGCAUGGCUUCUAGUGGAGUCUGCCAGUCGGGCCACAUUGUCACCAGCAGUGCAGAGAAGAGGAUCAAACCACUCAGUCGAGAGAGGUCUCUCACUGAGAGAUUCUCACUAUCUAAUGAUGAGCAGAAGAAGAAAGCAGACAGCUGCUUUGCCUCAAGUAGUCGAUCAAAGUCUCCCCCUGCAGUGAAGAGGAAAAAGAAAAGAGAAGAAAUACCAAAGCUGGAUAAACACCAAGAACAACUCCAGAACAUCCUCAAAACUUUGGGGUUGAGUCUAGGAGCGGAGGAGAUGAGCAAUCUAGCUGACCGAACUCAGGAGAGGUUAUACGGGAAGAGGAGGGCAAAGAGCCCAGAGGAGCAGGAGACUCAGCAGAGUAGCUCUAGCAGACAUUACAGAAACUCCUCUUCUUCUUCCUCUUCCUCCUCGUCAGGGUCAACAUCCAGAAGCUCGAGUCCCUCUCCCCAUCAGUCCUCUGACAGUGUAGGUUAUAAACAAAGGCGAAGGUCGAGAGACAGAAGCAGAAAAAGACUGAGAAACCAUAAGAGCAAAGAGGACAGUCCAAAAGGAAAGAGACACCGGGAUCGAGACAAAGAAGGAGAACACUCAAAGGAAUCUUUAACCCACGAAAACCCACCUUCACAUCAACCAUUCCCAACUUAUCCACUCCAGGACCCAGGGGGUACUCCUGGACUUAUGGGUUCUAAUUACUCCUGGUACCCUGGAUAUGGGGACUACCACCACAGCAACUCUUAUGAAGCUGCUACAAAUUCUUAUUGGAUGUAUCACCGAGAUGCACAUCCGCCCCCUUUUUAUCAAAGCGUGCACCCCUAUCGCCAGGAGCCCUUCCGUUACUUUCCAGAGCCACAAAACAUUUAUUUAGAUGCAAAUCCAGAUCUGUCUAAAAGUGAAGGGCAGGUUGGGCCGACGUCUCGCACUCGCUGCCUACAUGUUGUCCCCACUCAGACAACCUCUGAGAAAAAAAAAAAAGCCAUAGACGAAAAAUUUCGUUUAUGGCUAAAAGAAAAACAGAUGGAAUGGUCUGCCAUGAGGGAGGCCACUGAGGGAAAAACGCAGACAGAGGAGGAAAAGAAAGAGGCUUUACAUGGUGAUGAAGAUGAUUCUACAAGCGAGCAGUCAGAGGAGGAAAAACAGACACCCACAGAAGAGGAAAUAAAGAUAAACCUGAGGAAAAUGGUGAGUGGACAUCUGUCAAAUCUGAGAAAAUUAGGGGAAGGAAUUAUUUAGUGACUGUUAUCAUUUGCUUGUUACAGUUAAAACCAACUUAAACUUGAUAUUUUAGUACUUGAGAAACGUUGUGUCUUCUGGCCCAAAUAUUCAAGUGGUUCAGUUUUUAAAACUGCCACAAUGAAACAAACUUUGUUUAACUGAUGUAAAAGAAAAAAGGUUAAGUGCAGGUUACAGAUUUUUUUUUUUUUUUGUGCUUUAGAAAAUUCAACAAAAUUAAUAAAAGGUUUUCUGUUGUCUUUUUUUUUCAGAAUGAUCUUAUUACAUAAAACACCAUAACACUGAGUUAGACACCCCCUCGAGAGAUGGAUGUUGCCGACCGCUUGCUUCUCUAGUUAUACCAACUUUAGUAACGACCGCACGAUAGCAAUACACAGAGGUCUGAGGAGCCAUAAACAAACCUCGACCAAAACUCUCUAGCCACAAAUAAUGCUCAGAACAGCACAUAACUUCAUCAACAGUACAUAUAGGGUCCCAGCCAUAGUACUAGCCACCAAACAUCUUUUUAACUUUGCCUAAUUUUUUCAGCAAAGACUAAACUCAACUCACCUACUCUCUUCCAGCAGCUGCUUGUUUGUAGCGAGACCUCGGGCCAGUCCAUUACGGACUGCUUCGGGGUGACGCAGCUCAAGGAGGAACAUUUAUGAUUAUUUCUUUAUUAUUAAUAAUCACUAUAUUAAUCAUUUUGCACUGCACACACAGUCUGAUUGCAUUUCCAUGAAGAAAUGAUCAUAAAUCCUUGGGGGGAGGGGGGGCUUGUAGCACAUGGUCGUGACCGAACCAAUAACCGCUUCGGGGACCAUGGCCCUGAUACAUGGGGCACGCUAACCUGCUCAACCCUCAUUAAAUAACAUUUUGAUAAAGAACAGACUUUCUUCAUCUUGAUGAACUGGAUCACAAACUUCCCUGACUGCCUUUAAUUAUGUAAAAUGAAACUAAAAUUAGAAUUUACAGCUGAAUUCUGUCACAUUUAUAGUCCAGCUCUCUGUUUUAAUCAUUUAUACUUGAGGAUGUUUUAUGUCUAUAUAAAGGUUUACACUUGGUCGUAUUAACAACUUCUUUUUUCCUCAAGCUGGCGGUGUUUAACCAGAAACCAAAGAAGACUGUCCUACAGCCAUGCAACUCUGUAACCUGUGAGACCGAAUGAAGUGAGUAAAAUCAGUCAUGUGUUAAACAAAGUGUGACUGAAACUACACUAUUAUUAGAGUAAAGUUAUCAUUACCAAGCUCUUUUGGUGUUUUAUUAUCUCCGUUGUAAAUUUUUUUUAUUUGUCUGUGUUGCAGCCCUCAAAUUUACAACAAGCAUAUAUUUUUCACAAGAUCAUCAAACUUUUCCAUUUAAACAUUUAACAUUUCUUUGUGCUGUUUUCAAUCAUAUAUAAAUAUAUAUAUUUAUAUAGAUAUUCUGCAGGAUUUCAACCUUACAUCAAUGUUUUGAUGGGGGCUGCACUUUUUCAGAAGUGGAAAAAGUGAAACUUCAUAGAUGCUGUGCAUGAUCCUCAUUGAAGUACAGCUUGUUUUCUUUACUCCUGAGACUCACUUUCCAAACACCGACUAUCAAACAUCGACUGAAUUUAUUCUUAAAAAAAAAUAUUUCAGUUUUUUAUUUACUCCUAUCAAAUGAAUGUUUAUCUCACUUCUUUACGGACUGACCGGUUUUGUUUAAUGUUUUUGAGUAUUCAUCCAUGUCCCACUGUGCUGUAAUGCAUCUGUUCCUCUUAUAAUACCUGAUAACAUCUUCUAAAUCAAUGUGAAUGAAACAGGUUUUUGCUCUAACAUCUAAGUAAACAGGUGGUUGAUAAAAACAUGAAGCUGCUUUGAGUAGCAGUCACUUAUAUCUUCUUUUUUAUUCCCACAGAUCCGUGGAGUGGUAUCAGUAUAAUUUCAUCUGAACCCACUGUGAGCCCUGACGGAGCGUGUGGACCUUCUGUUUUUACAUCCCUCAUUCUUAGUUAUUGUUUCUAGUUUGACAAGACCAUUUAGUGAUCCAGUUACAUUUCUGUUUUCUUACCGUCACUUUGAAGGUUUGGAGGAAAUUGUCAUCAGGAGAUAUAUUUUUGUGCAGUCAAAAGACAAUUUGUGUUAGGACAGGUUUCACCCUGUUCGCGUUUUAGUGAGUUCUUCUGCUGUUUGACUCCGAAUCUGUUCUGUCCUUUUUACUUUUUCAAAAUGACCAGUAAUAAAUAUUUUGUAGGAUCUGUAUCUCUAUAUUUUCCAUCAGAAAGAGUUGGUCCUGUAAAGUGUUAAGGUUCUGGUAUUUUUGGACUUUACCCACUGCUGAAGUCUGUUUUUUUCUGUGCCGAGUUAAGAAGUCUUGAUAAGAAAAGCUUGUGUGAAUUAUUUUUGUCAUAGUGAACUUUGGAAAACUCUGGAAUCUGUCCUUCUGAUUUUGACUUUUGAUCCAGUGACUCUUAAAGGUCAGAAACCUCAUGUAUGACAAUACUGAAUACCUCAAGCAUGAAUGACCUGCCUUAAUUUCUUAAAUCAUCAAUUAAAAAAAGCAGGACUGGA